Messenger RNA from Dentiscutata erythropus, 240 nucleotides. The record is from the annotation of a GenBank genome assembly. NCBI's taxonomy places the organism in Eukaryota, Fungi, Glomeromycota, Glomeromycetes, Diversisporales, Gigasporaceae.
AAAUUGGAAGCAACAAUCAUAUCUUAUACUGAAGAACGACAAGAAAUUAAAAACAGUCUAUUAUAUAAAGAAUUCAAUAAACCAAAAAAGAAUAAAGAUCUUGAAGACUUUGACAAAUAUUUGAUUGAUUUAGGAGCAAUAACACUUGCAGAACAAAAACCAGAGGACUUUGAACACAGAUACUGGUUGAAUAAUACAAAAACAAUUGCGAAGUGGAUUGGAAUUAACACCGUGUUAUAA